ACCAAUUCUUCCAAAGCAUCGUUGCUCUUGAAUCAUGUGGCGGUUGCGUCAUGUUCGUGUCACACCAAACAGACUCAACUCACUUUACAAUACUUCAGUAAAUAGGCCAUUUCAUGUUUCGAAUUGCCUGGCAAAGGAGGAGAAUGUUUCCAAGCCGUCGAGUAACCAGAAUAUAGGACAAGAUAAGAAAACAGAGGAUUCUAGUGACAAAAAAGAUAAAAAAACAACCCAAACAAAAGGUUUUCCUUGGGGAAAGUUGACCUUGGUUGGUUUAUUAUCGGGAGGAGUUGGAUUGGCAGCUUAUUAUGUUGGAAAUCCUGAACAAUUUCACGCAUAUUUUGACAAAUAUAAGGAUGCAGUGGAGUCUAAAGUUAGGUACUUUACCGAACCUUCUCGAAACAAACUAUUACCAGACCCUAUGCCACAAUAUGCAGGUGGGUUACCGCCACGAACUUUGGUUCUCGACUUGGAUGAGACUUUGGUUCACUCUACUUGGAGUCGAGCAACAGGUUGGAAAACAGCAAAGAGACCGGGAGUGGAUGCUUUCUUAGCUUAUAUGUCUUCCUUUUAUGAAAUAGUGGUUUAUACUUCUGCUAUGCCUGGUUAUGGAGAACCUAUUUUGGAAAAAUUGGAUCCAAACGGUUAUAUAUCUCAUCGGUUAUACAGAGACGCCACGAAAUACGAAAAAGGAGUUCAUUUAAAAGAUUUAUCAAAGUUGAAUAGAGAUCUUGCUCGGACUAUUAUAAUAGACGAUGAUGCAAAUUGUUUCCGUCUUCAACCUGAUAAUGGCAUUCGAAUUGCUCCAUUUACGGGAGAUGUGAACGAUCGAUAUUUGUUAGACUUGAUACCCUUUUUGGAGUAUAUUGUAAGAGAAGAUAUUCCUGAUGUUCGUCCUGUUAUUGGCAGUUAUAGAGGAUUAGAUAUUCCAUUGGAGUUUGCAAAGAGACAACAAUUAAGAUCUCAGGAAAAAGGACGGGAUUCGAAAACUUCAGCAAGUGCUCUUCGUGCCGUAACAGGAGGAGGAGGAGGAAUGGCUUCAUCGGAACAUGCAAUACAAGAGAAAGGUGCCGAACCUCCUCCUGGAAGUAUUUGGAAUAGAUUGCGUCAACAUAAAGGUACCACUAACUGAUGAAGGAAAUUUUUUUCCAAAGGCCACUAUCAAACUAUGCAUCUCAUGAACAUAGUGGGUACUUUAUACUCUUUCAGUGCCAUCCCUGUAUAAUGAUAAAAGUCAUUUGUCACAAUAUGUCGCAUGGCAAUUUUUGAAGAUAGCUACUAGGUACUUAGUGGAAGGACGAAAGUUUUUCUUAGAGUAAAUCCAUUUUUCUAUCCAACCUUACAAAUGAUUCCA
Messenger RNA from Galdieria sulphuraria, 1351 nucleotides. Its product is annotated as mitochondrial presequence translocase subunit Tim50. Gene Ontology annotation, molecular function: phosphoprotein phosphatase activity. The transcript has 6 exons. Bases 35 to 1129 code for a protein of 364 amino acids. Lineage: Eukaryota; Rhodophyta; Bangiophyceae; Galdieriales; Galdieriaceae. The record is from RefSeq and is a predicted model, not a curated record.